GACUCUGACUCAUAGCGUCAAACUUCUUCCUCCUUCCUCUGUUAGUGUGUGUUGUGUGAAGCAAGGGGGGAGGAGAUGGAUGAAGAACCUAAUCAGUAGUGGGUAUAUAAGCGUGUUUAGAUGGAGGUUAUUAUGAUGGCUGAUGGUUCGAGCUGUGUAAUAAUCAGUUUAGAGGAGCAGUAAUGGAGCGACUCGGUGUAUCUGUGUUGAGCUGCGUGCUGCUGCUUUUCUCCACUUCCUUUUUUACAGGCCUUCACGCGAGCCCCAUCUCUCGGACUCCAUUCGUUCUAAGCAAACUAUGUAAGUUUUGUGAUGUCAGGCUAAGUGAGUGUAACACCACUCAGGGCCACUGCAUGGUCAACUGCAAUAUCACUUCCAUCUGCGAGCGCAGUGAUGAGGUCUGCGCUAGUGCAUGGCGCAGAGAUGGUGAGAACAUCACCGUGGAAACCGUGUGUCAUGACCCAUCGGAGCCGUUUCACGGUGUGAUCCUGAAAGACUUCAAUAACAAGGAGUGUGUGAUGAAGCAGUACGCACACCUCGGGCCUGACUUCUACAUCUGCUCCUGCCAAGAGGAAGAGUGUAAUGAAAAGCUCAUUUUCUCCUCAGCAGAGACAUCACUGAGAAACCCCCCAGUGUUGACCAUCGUCCUUGUUCCUGUCUCGGUUCUGGCCGUCAUGCUCCUCUCAUUGAUUUACUUCUGCUAUGUUCACACACUCCGUCAGUCCAAACUGAAGCACGAUUUUAGUGACACACAUUCUAUCCUCACCACCAAACACGAACGUUCUGACAGCAUCUCAAACUGGCUCAAUCACAACACGGAGCUUCUGCCCGUCCAUCUGGAUGAAAUGGUGGGGAAAGGACGUUUCGCUGAAGUGCACCGCGCCCGACUCGGGCAAAAGACGAGUGAAAACGGGGUGUUCCAGACGGUCGCAGUGAAAAUCUUCCCACUAGAGGAGUUCGUGUCCUGGAACACGGAGCGCGAGAUCUUCCUGGACGCAGAGCUCUGUCACGAGAACAUCGUCCACUUCCUGGCGGCAGAGAAACACACAGUGGAGCAACGGUUGUGGCUGAUCACAGCCUAUCACGCUCGAGGAAACCUUCGAGACUACCUCAGAGCCCACCGACUCGAGUGGACAGAGCUCUGCAAGAUGGGUGGUGAUGUCGUAAGGGGUCUGGCUCACCUGCACAGUGACCGGAAUGCAGUGGGUGGAGUCAAAGUGCCGGUCGCUCACCGAGACUUGAAGAGUGACAACGUGCUGGUGAAGGACGACCGGAGCUGCUGCAUCUGUGACUUUGGCCUCAGCAUCCGACUCCACAACAACAUGAGCACGGAGGAGCUCGCUAACAGGGGACAGGUGGGCACGGCGAGGUACAUGGCCCCCGAGCUGCUGGAGUCCAGACUGAACCUGGAGAACAUUGAGUCCUUCAAACAGGCAGACGUUUACUCCAUGGCUCUGGUGCUGUGGGAGAUCACGUCCAGGUGCACAGCCAUCGGAGAGCUGAGAGAGUACGAGCCACCUUUCGGAAAGUUGAAUCAGCCGUGUAUUGAGAGCAUGAAGGACACCGUGAUCAGAGACCGAGAGCGACCUGAGAUCCUGCUUGGCUGGAGGACACACCCGGGUGUGAAUGUGCUGUGUGAGAUGAUCGAGGAAUGCUGGGAUGAGGAUCCGGAGGCUCGCCUGACAGCUUCGUGUGUAUCCGAGAGAUUUAACAACUUCAGUGAUCCGUCAUUCCUCUACACCGACUUGAUCAACGAGGAUAAAACAAGCAACCUCCCGGAGACAGAGGCGGAGCUUUUAAAUUUAAGCUCAUGAAACGUGUAGCGGAUGCGUUUCUGUCCGCAGACUUUCAUUUCGCGUUUGUACUUCAGAAGAAAAUCUGUAUAAAAUCAAGAAAACCAUAAGUAUUUUUUAUGUAUGUUAAACUUUCUGUAAAGUGAAUAAUGAGACGAUGUAAAAGUGACCUAAACUGACUUUUAUUAUAAAUCACAUAAAGAUAAUUCUCUAAUCAUGGCUUAAGAAAUAUUAUCUUAUCUAAUGUCAACUUGCUGGUGCUGUUUGUGGAAUUUUAUUUAAUACUGGCCACUUUUAGCAAAAGCUACGUAACAGGUUAGCUAGCUAGUUUUGUGGAUUUUCUGUAUUGUUAGCUAACUGAUUUUUUUUUUUUUCGGCUUGGCUGUCGGCUAGUUCCAUUUUUAGUGCUAAUGUUAGAUUUGAAUGGGUUUGUUUUAGCGUUUGGAAAUUUCACCAAUAUUCUGUAAUAUUUAGUAUAAUAUUUAGUAAACUUUUAUACAAAAUGUUUCCUCCUCGUCUGAGGUGUAAAAGUUUGGUACUGACCAUGACAAAAAUCAAAAAUUACAUUAAAAAAAAAAAGCAGUAAUGAUUUGUUUCCAUGAAGCUAAUAUUGCAAAGCUAAUUCCUCUAAUCCUGUAGCCAUGGCCUAUACGCUAGUUAGGUGUACAGAUAAAUUCAUCAACUAAAAUUUUAUCCAAAAUCAGCUACCUAGGGCUGAUUAAAAAUGUUAAAUAAAAUUCCCAAUGUUAACUAACUAAUUUUGCGGGGGAAAUUUCCCAUUAGCCAGCUAGCGUUGUGGAUUUUUUUUUUUUUCAAAUGUGUGCUAACAGUUUUGUUCUGUUGGAUAGCUAGCUUUUCAGAGGUAAUGGUAGCUAUAGACAGCUUUGUUUCAGUGUUUGGAAAUUUUCUUUAAUGUUAGCUAGCUAGCUUUGUCCACCAAUAUAUCACCAAUAGCGCGAAUUAGCCAGCUAGUUUGUAGUUUUUCACACACUUAAAUAUCAUAAUAUUAUGUUUCCUUUCCGCUGAGGUGUAAAAGUGUCAGUCUGGAAAAUGACAAGUUUUGUUGGGGAAAAUUUCACUUUUUGGAUUUUCUGGAAUAUUGUAAUUAGAUUUGUUGUGUGAGCUAGCUAGCUUUUUAGGGUUAAUGUUAAAUAUAACUAACUUUACUUCAUGUGUUUUUAUACAACAUUAUUAAGGUCAUUUGUUUGAGUAAAAUUUUUCUCUAAAUGUUGCUAGCUAAUUAUGUUGAUCAACAUUCUCUAAGAUUAGACUGGAGAUUUACACACACUUAAAUAUCAUAAAAAUUGCUUCCUCUUGUCUGAGGUGUAAAAAUUUCAGUGUGGAAAAUGGAGGUAUGUGCUGACAAAGCAAACUACAUGUUAAAGAAAAUACAAGAAAAAAAUUAAUAUUGAAGAAAAAUGAUAGCAGCAGCAGCAGCUGAUAUUUAUCUGUACAUCUUAGUGAAUUCCGGUUCAGCGAGUCAGAUCAUUUGACUCCUCUCACCAUAAGAGUCGACUCUUUCAGCUCCCAAAUGGCUCAUUUCCAUUCCUUUUCUGAACUGAACGUAGCUUAUGAUCUUUUAAUCUGUGAUUAUGCUUCUUAUGUCUGAAACUGUUUCACGAAAUCUUACUCGAAUAGUUGUCCAUCUUCACCAUGCAGCAGAUCCGCUCGGUCAUACCGACUCACUUCCUAAACAGAGUCAAACACAUGACUCGCCCUUCAAAGACUUUUCCACUGAAGCUGUUUUAUUAUAUUGCACUGCAAGAGAAACGGUUUUGCCAAUAUUCACAAACAAAAGGCUCACGCGUGUCUCAGGUCAACUCUCAAGGUUUACUGUAAAAGUGCUGAUUCAAAGAAUCGACUCCUUUACGAAUGACAGAUCACUAGUAUAUCCUCCAUCCAGUGCAGACAGGGAUGUACAUUCUAACUUUCUCUCGCAUGGAGUGGUUUUCCUCUUCAGUCUGAAAAAGACAAACUUAACGUUUUGACACAGAAUAAAAAACCCCUACUAAAUUAACAGAAAUUACAAUUAAACGUCAUACAACACAGUUCCAGUUUAAGAAUCACACCUUCUUUAUUAUUUUUGUUCAAAUAUAUAUUAACGUAAAAAAAUAUAUACAUAUAUAGAAAUGUUCUCACCAAAUUUAUUCCCAUCAUUUUUAGGAGUUUGAUUCACAAUUGAUUCAAUUGAUCGAAUGAGAGAAAAGCAGUGUCAGUGUAAAGUGUCUGUUAAUGUAGAAUCUAAAUAGAAAAUAUUGUAAAAAUAGUACGUAUAGUGUAAAUAAGUGACUCGGAUGAUGCCUAUGUGUAGAAAUGUGAACACUAGCCUCUGGAUAAUUAGCAUGUAGCUGCAGUGGCGCUAUUUUAACAAUAAUGCAAAAACCCAACUUGUGUAAAAAUAAGUGUUUUGCUUCAUCUUUCUCACUGUUGUCACCUGUUUUGGGGAGUGUUUAGACUGGCAUUAAUACACCACUGUCAAUCAUUAUGCAAAUUAGAAUACAUGUAGAUUAGAUUAAAGUAUAUAUUUCUUCAUCGGUUACGAACGCCCGUGCGCACAUUUCACUUUCGCUUCCAAAUUUGCUGCAAUUUGAAGGCUGCAAUUGCUUAAAUGG
Messenger RNA from Ictalurus punctatus (channel catfish), 4405 nucleotides. It is a transcript of the gene tgfbr2a, whose product is annotated as transforming growth factor beta receptor 2a. Gene Ontology annotation, biological process: cellular response to growth factor stimulus; transforming growth factor beta receptor signaling pathway; heart development. Gene Ontology annotation, cellular component: plasma membrane; signaling receptor complex. Lineage: Eukaryota; Metazoa; Chordata; Actinopteri; Siluriformes; Ictaluridae. Bases 183 to 1814 code for a protein of 543 amino acids. Gene Ontology annotation, molecular function: metal ion binding; type I transforming growth factor beta receptor binding; ATP binding. The transcript is spliced from 7 exons. The record is from RefSeq and is a predicted model, not a curated record.